This is a messenger RNA of Cercospora beticola, 1470 nucleotides long. RefSeq lists its product as uncharacterized. The record is from RefSeq and is a predicted model, not a curated record. NCBI's taxonomy places the organism in Eukaryota, Fungi, Ascomycota, Dothideomycetes, Mycosphaerellales, Mycosphaerellaceae.
GUGGAAUCUGUACCUGCAGAGAGAGUGCGCGAGAUCUUUGGUUCCGUUUCCACUCUAUCUCUUUACUUCUCCUCACUCUUCCUUAUUGCGCCUGGGGUAAUUCACAGGAGGAGGAACCAUGGUCGGUUGAUAGACUGAAGACUCCAGCUGUCUACUGCAAGAGCAUUAGGAUCCGGACUUGCGCUGCACACGGGCGAAUCUCACGACAGAGACGACGCGAGAGGGAAGGGUCCCCAGUGCGAUCCUUCAACAUCGUCAAUAUGCCGACACUGGAAAGCCGAGCGACCUUGGGAGUCAACAUCACCUUCUUCGUUCUAUCAUGGAUAGCGGUCAGCCUUCGCGUCUUCGUCCGAGCCGGCAUGCUUCGCAACUUCGGCAGCGAUGACUGGACGAUGCUGGCGACACUGGUAUUCUUUACCGCAUAUCUCAUAGUCCAACUCGGCGGUGUGGUAUAUGGAACAGGACAACACCUUUCGGACAUCGAGCCUCACGAUGCCGAGACCGCGCUGAUGUACUGGUACCUGUGCGAAAUCUUCUACGUAUGCUCGACGACUGUUCUCAAAAUUUCGAUCGGGCUAUUCCUGCUGCGGGUCGCGACGAAUAGGAUACACAUCUGGAUCAUCAGGAUAGUGAUGCUACUGGGUCUUGUCUUUGGCGUGGCCUUCACAUUCGUCAUCAUCUUCCAAUGCUGGCCCAUCAGCGACUGGUGGAGUUUGGAUCCAUCGCAGAAGCACUGCAUCAAACCUGAAGUUGUCGUUGGCCUGACGUAUGGCGUCUCCGGUCUCAAUGUCAUCGCGGACUGGACUUUAGGAAUCUUGCCUGCGUUCAUCGUCAAGGAUUUGCAAAUGUCCAAGAGGCAGAAGCGACUGGUAGCGGUGAUCCUGUCUUUUGCUGCCAUUGGAUCCUCGGCUACUAUUGUGCGACUGCCAUAUGUUGGCUCCCUCAUCGAGAGCUUCGACGGCUGGAAUGGGGAUUUUCUGUUCAAUACCGUAGGAGUCGCAAUAUGGACGACGGUGGAGAUCGGUGUUGGCAUCACGGCAGGAUGCAUGGCCACCCUCCGGCCUCUAUUCCGCAUGGCCCUCGAAAAGAUGGGUGUUGCAAGCAGCAGCGGAGGAAAGCGGUCAGGCGCAACGCCCGGCCCCUCUCGAGGUCGCGCAACUCCUCUCGACGACUUUGUGAUGGUAUCUCCCAAGCAUGGAAGGACCAUUACUACCAUCACCGGGAAUGAUCGGGAGCGUCAUGAGUCCGAGAGAAGCUCCGGGAGCAGUAGUCGAGAGCGCCUUUCUCGCCCACUUCCCGACAAGAUUACGAAGAACUUCGUCGUGGAGUAUGAUGAAGACGAAGCUGAUCAUGAACACCAGCACGGCUUUACGCCGUUGCCUAGACGCAAUUAGCGGUAAUUUGUAUAUUAUGAGACCAGAUACUCCAGAAAAGUUCCAGUUCACUCAACGCGUGGCCGGUGGACAGUGC